This is a messenger RNA of Lathyrus oleraceus (garden pea), 991 nucleotides long. Its product is annotated as NEP1-interacting protein 2. The record is from RefSeq and is a predicted model, not a curated record. NCBI's taxonomy places the organism in Eukaryota, Viridiplantae, Streptophyta, Magnoliopsida, Fabales, Fabaceae. The coding region runs from base 153 to 848 and encodes 231 amino acids. The transcript has 4 exons.
CUUGGUAGUUGUUACUAACUAAACAUUCGUGCAAUGGGUAAAGCUUCUUAUCUUUAUCUCUCGUCCAUAAACUCAUUAUAUAUUACUGUAGCUUAAACCACAAUCUUUACACAUAUAAAAAACAACAACACAUCAAUUUGUGAGAUACCAAUAUGGAGUUUGUGGCAAAUCAAUUCUCUUUACUGGAAUUUUUUGAUAAUUUCGUUGAGAGGGUCAAAUGGGUUGGUGUCCUCGUCGUCUCAGUUAUCAUCGGGAAUAUCUUUUCUGCGAUCUUGACUUUCUGUUUCGCAUUUGUGGGGACUUUUUUGGGGGCUAUGACUGGAGCCUUUAUAGGGCAAGAAACUGAGAGUGGCUUCAUUCGGGGUGCUGCUGUUGGUGCUAUGUCAGGAGCUGUUUUCUCUAUUGAAGUCUUUGAAUAUUCUCUUGAUCUUUGGCGUUCUAAUGAAUCUGGAAUUGAUUGUCUCUUAUACUUGAUUGAUGUUAUUACUAGUCUAAUGAGUGGGAGACUUGUACGUGAAAGGAUAGGUCCAGCGAUGUUGAGUGCUGUCGAAAGUGAGAUGGGUGAUGAUGAAAUGAGCUUUUAUGAGUUUCAAAGCUUCUUUGACAUUGGCGAUACAAGAGGUUUACCAGUAGUUUUAGUUGAAAAGAUUCCAACAAUCUCAAUCACAAGUAACGACAAUUUUGAUGCUUCUGGCUAUAGAGUUUCAUGUUCAGUAUGUCUUCAGGACUUGCAAGUUGGAGAGAGAGUUAGAAGGCUGCCCCAUUGUCAUCAUAUGUUUCACCUACCUUGCAUUGAUAAGUGGCUCAUCAAGCAUGGUUCUUGCCCAUUAUGUCGAAGAGAUGUUUAAUAAUUUUGUACAUACCACCGUCAAAAUAGCUUCUAUCUUUCAUUGUUUAUACUCCUCUCAUAGGAUAUAGUUAUUAAAUAUUAUUUAUUCUAAUAAUUAUUGUAUUAAAUUGCUUGAGAGAUAUGCACAUAUUUUAAAAAAUA